AUGUCUUUGCUCAGUCUCGUUGCGAGGUUUUCUCGCCCUGCCGUGCGUACUCUCCGACCAAGAUUCUUUUCCCUAACUUUGCAAAGAAACAAAAAAGCCGAGCCUACAACCUCCUCAUCUAUCUACAACCUCCCUCCCUCCGCAUCCAAGUUUAAACUACGAGAUAUUGACCUACUGAGAGUGGGCUUCAAACCAGCUUCAAGCGAGAACGCUGUUAUACCCGAUGUUGAAGUCACCAACUUUGCGGACAAUUAUAUUCUCCCUCAUAUUAAUCGUAAAAUCCUUUCAAAUGCGGAGUUUGAUGUCGGCGAAUUUCAACACAUCUCGGAUCCUCAAGUUCAAACGUUCGCUACCAAAUUGCAUAACGUCGUAUUCAAUGGUUUUCAGGUGACAGGCACAGCCGAGACUUUUACUGACACACUUGUGGAUGAUCUACUCCGUAUCGUUAAACUGAAUUACUUUCCCUUGAUGAUCAGAAAUCACCCGCUAUGUAAACUAUAUAUUGAAGACGAGCCCUGCGUGUCCUCAGAACCCGAGUUUGUGGUGCAAAGGCAAAAGAUUGUUGUUCUUGUGGACAAACACCUGAAAAAUGUCGGGUAUGCUACUGAUUUUGGGGAAUCACAGAUCGCUGUGGAGAUUCUUUCUUGUGGUAGUGAGAAUAUACGAUCCCUUGGGGAAGCACCUAGAGAUCAGACAAUAUGGGCUAUUCGUGUAAUCUCUACAUAUGUUACCUUUUAUAAAGCUACGAUUACUGCAAUGUAUUGGAUGGAACUUGCAAACGGCCUACCGAAAGAAGAGUCAGUUAAGGUUCAAAGAUGGCCAGCUGAGAAUGGUUUGACGACUGGUUUCGAUCUCGCUGAACCGGACGGCAGACGGACAGUGUUGACAGCAUUGGUCAAAAUUCUCGUGAUGGUGAGUAGUCUAGCGUGUUUUAUCAGUCCAAUUUAUUAUAAUAAAGAAUUGCUAUUAUAG
This is a messenger RNA of Ambispora leptoticha, 972 nucleotides long. The record is from the annotation of a GenBank genome assembly. NCBI's taxonomy places the organism in Eukaryota, Fungi, Glomeromycota, Glomeromycetes, Archaeosporales, Ambisporaceae.